UUGAAUCAGACCGCUGUUAUUUCCCUACCGUGUGAGCGUCGAUUCACGGGCAGACAAGCCGCUUGUUUAAUCGACUUUCUGUUUGUUUAUCGCCACAGUUUCCCACGGAGUGCUGUUGCGUGUUUAAUAGGCGGUGUUAAAGAUGUCCAGGAGGCGACACAGCGAUGAGAAUGACGGUGGCCAAGCUCACAAGAGGAGGAGAACAUCUGAGCCCAUCGAGAUAGAAGAUCGCCUGGAGUCGCUGAUAUGUCGAGUAGGAGAAAAGAGCACUUCUUCCCUCGAGAGCAACCUGGAGGGCCUCGCAGGUGUCUUGGAGGCAGACCUUCCGAACUACAAGAACAAAAUCCUGCGUAUUUUAUGCGCCGUCGCUCGCCUGCUGCCGGAGAAGCUCACCGUCUACACAACUCUAGUCGGCCUCCUCAACGCCAGGAACUACAACUUUGGGGGCGAGUUUGUAGAGGCGAUGAUCAGGCAGCUGAAGGAGACAUUAAAAAACAACCUCUACAAUGAAGCAGUUUACUUGGUGCGCUUUCUGUCCGAUUUGGUCAACUGUCAUGUCAUUGCUGCCCCAUCUAUGGUGGUAAUGUUUGAAAAUUUUGUCAGUGUGACUCAGGAGGAAGACGUGCCACAGGUUCGAUCGGACUGGUUUGUGUAUGUGGUUCUGUCCUGUCUUCCCUGGGUCGGUAAGGAGCUUUAUGAGAAGAAGGACGUUGAGAUGGACCGGCUCCUCAGUCAGAUUGAAGGCUACCUCAAGAGGAGAGUGAAGACUCACGUCCCCAUGCUGCAGGUGUGGACAGCAGAGAAGCCCCACCCACAGGAAGAGUACCUGGACUGCCUGUGGGCCCAGAUCCAGAAGCUGAAGAAAGACCGCUGGCAGGAGCGCCACAUCCUCCGUCCGUACAUCGCCUUCGACAGCGUGCUCUGCGAGGCCCUGCAGCACAACCUGCCCCCCUUCACCCCGCCGGGACACAUGCCCGACGCCCAGUACCCCAUCCCCCGGGUCAUCUUCCGCAUGUUUGACUACACCGAUGCCCCGGAGGGUCCCGUCAUGCCAGGCAGCCACUCUGUGGAGAGGUUUGUGAUUGAAGAGAACCUGCACCAUAUCAUCAAAACUCACUGGAGAGAGAGGAAAACAUGUGCUGCGCAGUUACUCAGUUACCCCGGGAAAAACAAGAUCCCGCUCAACUAUCACAUCGUGGAGGUGAUCUUCGGAGAACUUUUCCAGCUGCCGUUGCCGCCCCAGAUUGACGUCAUGUACACUACGCUUCUCAUUGAGCUCUGCAAACUGCAGCCGGGGUCGCUCCCCCAAGUUCUGGCCCAGGCCACAGAGAUGCUUUACAUGAGACUGGACACCAUGAACACCACCUGCAUAGACAGAUUCAUCAAUUGGUUUUCCCACCAUCUGAGCAACUUCCAGUUCCGAUGGAGCUGGGAUGACUGGGCAGACUGCUUGACUCUGGAUCUAGACAAGCCAAAGCCCAAGUUUGUCAAAGAGGUCCUUGAGAAGUCGAUGAGACUUUCGUACCAUCAGAGGAUUGUGGACAUCGUCCCUCCAACGUUCUCGGCCCUCAUCCCAGCUGAUCCCAUCUUUUCUUUCAAAUACGGGGAUGAGAGUGGCUCCUCGUUACCAGGUUACCCGGUUUCCGUUAACGUUUCCAACGCGAUAAAGAACCGAGCCUCCAACGAGGAAAUCCUCACCAUCCUCAAAGAAGUCCCCAACCCCAACCAGGAGGAUGACGACGAUGAGGGCGAAACCUUCAACCCGCUGAAGAUCGACGUGUUUCUGCAAACCCUUCUCCAUCUGGCAGCUAAAUCCUUCAGCCACUCCUUCAGCGCGCUCGGCAAGUUUCAUGAGAUCCUUAAAGCCCUGACGGAAAGCGACGACGGGAAGCUGCACAUCCUUAAAGUGGUGUACGAAGUGUGGAGGAACCAUCCGCAGAUGAUCGCUCAGUUGGUGGAUAAAAUGAUCCGGACACAGAUCGUGGAUUGUGCCGCCGUGGCCAACUGGCUCUUCUCUCAGGACAUGGCUCACGAGUUCACCAGACUUUUCAUCUGGGAGAUCCUGCACUCAACCAUCCGAAAGAUGAACAAACACGUGCAGAAGAUCCAGAAGGAGCUGGAGGAAGCUAAAGACAAGCUGGAGAAACAGCAGCACAAGCGGCGGGACAGCGGGGACGACGAGGACAUGGAGAAAAACAGCGAGGAGGACGAUGAGGGUCAGCUGGAGGAGCAGAUCGAGAAGCUGCAGGAGAAGGUGGAGUCGGCUCAGAGCGAGCAGAAGAACCUCUUCCUCGUCAUCUUCCAGCGUUUCAUCAUGCUGCUGACGGAGCACCUCGUCCGCUGUGAGACGGGCAGCGUUGACGUCAGCACGCCCUGGUAUAAGAACUGCAUCGAGCGGCUCCAGCAGGUCUUCCUCAUGCACCAUGGAACCAUCCAGCAGUAUAUGGGAACGCUGGAGAACCUGCUGUUCACCGCUGAGCUCGACCCCCACAUCCUGGCCGUCUACCAGCAGUUCUGCGCCCUGCAGCUCUGAGAUGAAACUCUUGUUCACACAUAAUUUAACAAAGUGACGAGUUAGAAACUACCAGCUCUUGCAUCAAGAAUCUCCUCUUCAGACUUUUUUUAUUUUUUUUAUUUAACUGUUUUGUGUUCGUUGCCAACGUAGUCAGUCACAUGCAGCCAGAACUGAAUACGUCUGUCAGAGUAGGUCUCUCCGGCAGGACUCCUUCGUUAGUUUACAGUAACGGUCAAUUUUAUUUUCUUGUUUUUAUUUUUAAUUUUUUUUUUCUGCUUUUGGGUUUAGAUGACUUUUACCUGCUGCUCGUGUUCUUAUGAAUGGAUAUUUUUUAAAACUACACGAACUGUCUGGGUCCAGACAGAGCAGAAGAAACGAUCAUAGGAUAGAAGACCGAAUCCAGAGAAUGCUCUACUUUUUUAUAUUUGUUUUAUGUGGAAUUAGGAAGUGAAUAAAACUCCAAAGUCUUUACCCACC
Fundulus heteroclitus (mummichog) is the source of this 2992-nucleotide messenger RNA. RefSeq names its product nuclear cap-binding protein subunit 1 (gene ncbp1). The coding region runs from base 143 to 2533 and encodes 796 amino acids. Gene Ontology annotation, molecular function: RNA cap binding; mRNA binding; protein binding. The record is from RefSeq and is a predicted model, not a curated record. The transcript has 23 exons. Gene Ontology annotation, biological process: mRNA export from nucleus; nuclear-transcribed mRNA catabolic process, nonsense-mediated decay; regulation of mRNA processing. NCBI's taxonomy places the organism in Eukaryota, Metazoa, Chordata, Actinopteri, Cyprinodontiformes, Fundulidae. Gene Ontology annotation, cellular component: nucleus; nuclear cap binding complex.